Actinia tenebrosa (Australian red waratah sea anemone) is the source of this 1801-nucleotide messenger RNA. RefSeq names its product proteasomal ubiquitin receptor ADRM1-A. Gene Ontology annotation, molecular function: proteasome binding; endopeptidase activator activity. NCBI's taxonomy places the organism in Eukaryota, Metazoa, Cnidaria, Anthozoa, Actiniaria, Actiniidae. Gene Ontology annotation, cellular component: nucleus; proteasome regulatory particle, lid subcomplex; cytoplasm. The record is from RefSeq and is a predicted model, not a curated record.
CGUUCAAAGAUGGCAACUUCCCUGUUCGGUCAUGCCGCCGGGCGCUCAGCCUCCAAGAAUUUACUUGAAUUCCGAGCAGGAAAAAUGAGCUUGAAUGGCUCAACAGUUACUGCCGACAAAAGGAAAGGCCUAGUGUAUAUUCACCAGAGUGAAGACUCCCUCAUGCACUUCUGCUGGAAGGAUAGAAACACUUCAAAAGUCGAAGACGAUUUGAUCAUUUUCCCUGACGACAUUGAAUACAAACGUGUCAAGCAGUGCAACACUGGAAGGGUCUAUAUCCUCAAGUUUAAGUCCUCUUCCAGAAAGUUCUUUUUCUGGAUGCAAGAGCCCAAGACAGAUAAAGAUGAGGAGUUCUGCAAUAAGGUUAACAGCCUUCUUAACAACCCACCAACACCGGGAUCUGGAAGUAGUGCUGGGGGAACUGGUAUGCCUAGUGGACUUGCGUCAGCACUUGAAGAACAUUUAGGUGAUAGUCAGUUGCAAGGCCUACUAGGAAACAUGGACCAACAGCAGCUAUUACAGCUGUGGAGUGGUCUUGGUGGAAUGAGUGGCCUGACUGGGGCAAGUGCUACUCCACCUGCUGCAGCUUCACCCACUCCAUCCAGGGUACAGUCCUCUCCAGGACCAAGAAAUACAGCAUCAACCACUCCAUCUGAGACACCAACCCCUCGUCCUGCAACUGCUGCCCCCUCGGUCCCUCCACAGACCCCACCUGCAAGACAGGCAGUCCAGCUCAGUGAUUUACAGAAUAUAUUGUCAAAUAUUCAAGUUCCUGUGGAAAAUGAACAGACAUCUAGUGCUCAGAGAGGAGAAGUGAUUGAUCUGUCUCGUGUUCUGACACCAGAGGCUCUUGGCCCACUGCUUAGUAAUCCUGAGUUCCGUGAGAGGUUGACAYCCUUCCUUCCAUCUGGGGGAGAACUACCUCAGCUACCCAGUGAUGUGUCCUCUACUCUCUGGUCACCACAAUUCCAACAGGCUGUUGGAAUGUUCAGUUCUGCCUUGCAGUCUGGUCAACUUGGACCUUUGAUGAGUCAGUUUGGGUUUAACCAAGAAGUUGUUGAUGCUGCUGGAAAAGGGGACAUGGUUGAAUUUGUCAACGCCCUUCAGGCAUCAUCCAGAUCAGGUACUGCCGACAGUACAAGCACCACAGGAAAUGCCUCAAGACCACCAACCUCUGGAGAAGAGAAGCCUCCAGGGGGUGUUGACAAAAAGGUUGAUGAAGAUGAACACAUGAGUUUAGACUAAAUUGCUAAAACUGAUACUAAGAUAAAGUCCUUAGUCCUUCUUUAACAGUUUAAUGUAGUAGUCAAUAAAAACUUUUGUUGCCAAGUAUAAAAAUGCUUCAAGUUUUUGUAGCAAAUGAUAUGAAAAGAAGCAAUGCAAAUGCAAAAGAACAGAAUAUUUUGUUUUUCUUGACUUGACUUACACUUCCAUUGCUAGUGAGGACCAGACUUAACCAACUCAUACUGAGGUGGAUCCCACAAUGAAGCAAAAUAAUUAUUAAGCAAACACAUCCUUUAUUUUUACAUUCAUUUUAUAAAUAAAAAUACAUUUGCAACAGGUAUCCUAGACAUCAAGGCAUGUGCAUUGAGAGAGACUGCUUUUAGUUUUGACUCUGAUCAUCUACUGCAAUUGGGAUAAAAAAAAGACAAACCAUCUUUCGUAGUCUCUUAGGAUUUUUUCUUAAACAAAGAUUAUAUAAUACAGUAUCAAUGAUGAAUGGAUAAUGGCCAUUACGCUGUAAUGCUGUGGUUGUUUCUCUGCUUCACAAAUUCUCAGGCUCAUCGUGCGUCAAAUACAA